UGCUGGUGUCCUCACCUUUAAUCAUCUCCGCCGGCGAGAUGAAUCAAGUGAAAACAAAUUCGCAUUUACAAUCCCUACCUGAAGAGUACCCGUUUAUAUUCUGAAGCUUUAAAUCGGCUUUAAAAUCGUAGCUUAAAGGACAUAACAACAACGCAACACCUGGGAUUUGCAGCCAUAGCUCCGCGAUUCAGAGCCUCUGCUCACCACUAGUAUCCUGAUAGUCAUGCAAGUUUGCAUGGCGCCAUGACUGGGAGCACCGUCACGAAAAGGCCGAUACAGGUGGGAGGACACAAACAAGGAAGAGGUUCAUUAAUAUGUGAUUGGACAAGACAAGCUUUUAACUUGUUCGAAGAAAGUCCCGGAAGAACGGCGGGUUUCGAAAAAUAUUGUAUUAGGCCACGAAAAGGCUUACAGAGAAGACACGUAAAGCACUAUUGUUCCAUUUUAAGUAUCUAUAAAACAACAACAACAACAGCAAUGCUCGGUGGAUUAAUUAUAUCGGCAGUGUUAUCUGCAGCCUGGGCCUUAGAAGUGACCAUUCCAAAGGAUACGUAUGACGCAGCCAGGGGUGGCAAUAUUACCAUUCCCUGCAGCUUCAAGUCCACUGCCACCAAUUUAAAUAACAUGGUCCUCUCUUGGCUUUAUCUCACAAAUGACCCUAAUGGCGAAGAUAAUCAAUUUCUUACAUAUUAUGCCGCUACCAAUCAACUGGAUUUAGCGGAGGAGUAUCAAGGCAGAGCAGGUUUAAAAAGUGCCCCGGUUAGUGGAGAUUCUUCGAUCUACAUCAAUCGACUUACAAUGAGCGACAAUGGGACUUUGGAAUGCAGGCUCCAAAUUCCAGGAGAUAAUAAAGGAAAAAAGGCAGCAAAAGUUAACCUGAUUGUGUUGGUGGCUCCUUCUAAGCCUAUCUGCAAGUUGGAGGGAACACCAGAAUACGGACAGAAUAUUAAGGCGACGUGCUACUCCGAAGAAGGCUCCCCCCAGCCAACAUACAAAUGGCAGAUCUAUGAUGUUCAGAACAGACCAAAGCCAAAUCCUCCGAAAUCAACUGAAGAAAAUGGGAUUCUAAGCCUUGUGAAUGUUUCGAUUGACACGUCUGGAUUCUACGUUUGCACUUCACAAAACCGAAUCAGUUCUGCCAUCUGCAACAUGACUGUAUCGGUGAUGCCUCCCUCUAUGAAUAUCGCCUCCACUGCGGGGAUUAUCGGCGGGGUAGCCGCUGCGCUGCUUCUGGUCGGCGUCUUGGCCUACUGCUGCUGCUGCCGGAAGAAGGAGCAGGCCCAGGAGUACGCCAUGGGGCCGCCGGAAGAAGGGGAAUAUCAUGAUCAGGGAGAAGACAAACAGUCCGCUCACAAUGGGGUGGCGUCCUAUCGUGACGACGUGUCCGACGACGGCGGUGCGCGGCGUGGGCCUCCCAUGGUCCCUCCGAACAAACCUAGGAGAGACGAGUACGAAGACUGAGCUCCGAGAGGCGUCCUUAUUGGAAGAGCUUCCCUAAGGACUGGACGAGUCGAAGCUUUGGCACAGUGCGCUCGUGUCCAGGAGCGAUACUGUGUUAACAAGAUAGUCUAGCAUUUAGUAAAUGAACAUGAAAACCAAUAACAGAAGAGAAGAGGAACAGAACCAUUACUCAGCUUUUAUUCCAUUUUUUUAAACAAGUACUUGGUCAUUAAUCAAUUUCAUGUGUGUAAAUUGCCGCCUGUGUAGUACUGUGAAGGGGAUUCGUUAAUUGUGAAUAUAUAGGUGUUUUAUCUCCUUUAAAUACUUUUGGGGUUUUGUCUGUGCUUUCUUCUUUUAAAAUUAAUGGUUACAUUUUCAUGUACAUAACGUUUUUAUGCACCAGUUUCAAAUGUAAGUCUUUAAUAUGUGACGUUUUUUUUUUCUUUCACCCAAUUCCACUGCCUGAUUAUUAAAUUUUAACUAUGCUUUUCUGUGGUGGACUUUAUAAUAAAAUCUUUAUUGAAUCUAA
This is a messenger RNA of Lepisosteus oculatus (spotted gar), 1969 nucleotides long. It is a transcript of the gene gpa33a, whose product is annotated as glycoprotein A33 (transmembrane), paralog a. The record is from RefSeq and is a predicted model, not a curated record. Gene Ontology annotation, cellular component: plasma membrane. Lineage: Eukaryota; Metazoa; Chordata; Actinopteri; Semionotiformes; Lepisosteidae.